AUGGCGCCGCGGAUUGCCCCGAGAAGGGCCUCGGCACAGCCAUCAUUCUUUAAGCCCGGGGCUGUGAGCUUCGCGGACGUGGCCGUGUACUUCUCCCCGCAGGAGUGGGGGUGUCUGCGGCCCGCGCAGAGAGCCCUGUACCGGGAGGUGAUGCGCGAGACCUACGGCCUCCUGGGAUCUCUUGAACGACCUCAUCGCUGUCCUAACUGUGAGAAGUGUUUUUCCCAGCGGUCCACAUUGGUGGCGCACAUGUACACUCACACAGGUGAGAAACCAUUUCGUUGCCCUGAGUGCAGCAAGUCCUUUGGUCGGGCAUCUUCCCUGAGCACGCACCGGGCCAUACACCGAGAGGAGCGGCCUCAUCGCUGUGCUCACUGUGGCCGGACCUUCACACAGCGCUCUGCACUCACGAGCCAUCUCCGUGUCCACACUGGGGAGAAGCCUUACUGCUGUGCUGAUUGUGGACGCCGCUUCAGUCGGACCUCAGGGCUCCAUGAGCACCAGCGGGUGGUGCACAGCGGCUUGACCCCCUUUACUUGCACACACUGUGGCAGAGCCUUUGCCGAUUCUAAGUAUCUUCGGCGCCACAUGCGCAUUCACACGGGUGAAAAGCCUUAUUCAUGCCCUGACUGUGGUCGCUGCUUCCGCCAGGGCUCUGAAAUUGCAGCGCACAGGCGGACUCACACUGGUGAGCGUCCCUACCCAUGCCCUCAGUGUGGCAGGCAGUUUCGCACAAAGUCAGCUAUGACAAGCCACCAGUGGGUCCAUAGGCCAGGAGCUAAAGGCCAUAGGGACAGAAAAGCCAGUCAGUUGUCUAUUUCCCUGGGCACUGGCCAAGAGGACCCGGAUCCACCGGUGGGCUUCCAGCAUUACCCAGAGAUAUUCCAGGAGUGUGGGGGAUGGUCUUAAAAGUGCCAACACAGAGGGUGAAAUAUGUACAUCCUUUGAAGCCCAGAGGCUUGAAUUUAUGGCAUCCUGCGGAAGUCACAGAUGUUCUAGCUAAUGCUGGUCCUGGGCACAGGGUACAGUCUUCUAGGUGGUUACCAGAUGCAUUUGCACACACACAGAUCCUGAGUCUAUUGGGUUGGGGUGAGGAACCCCACUAGAACUCCAUAUGAGAAGCAAGAGCAGUCUCCUGGUUCAGAAGUAUUGAGAGGCUUGAGGUUGAGGAGAACCUUAUUGAAGUCAGUGCCUCUUUAAUGCAGAGACUAAAGCUGAUGGCUCUGUGUGAAUUGAGUCAGCUGCAUUCUCAGGGGUUGAGUUAUUGAUCAAGAGCCUGGUGUGGUGGUGCCUGCCAGUGAUCCCCACACUGGGGAGGUAGAGACAGGGAGAUCAGGAAUUUGAGACCAGUUUGGGUCACCUGAGACUACUUCUAAAGAUAAUAAGAGGGAAAUUAAUUGAGAAUUAAAAAUCAAAGUAUCUCACCAUCCCCACCCCCCACCAAGAUAUCUAGCUUCUCUUAAAAAAAAAAAAAAAAUCCAAAAUAAUCAGCCAAGCAAAGAAGACACAUUCGUUUUGGGUUCUGCUCUCAGUACUGCAUAUACUGGGUGUGCUGGCACAUGCCUAGGUUUUCAGCACUUGGUAGUUGAAGGCACAAGGAAGUUCAUUAUCUCAAGGCUGCCUUCAGUUACACACAUACAUACACAGCAGGGGGGAAGGGGUGCUCCGUUGGUAAAGGCUACAUCUCUAGUGACUUGAUUUCAGUGGUGGAAGGAGUUCUUGAAGAUUGUGCCUUUUCAGGUUUUCUGAAUCCAGGAGGGGAUAUGCAAAACUGGGUGGCAGAAGAGGGAAAUAGAAAACCAAAGAAAAAAUUCCACAGA
Molecule: messenger RNA, 1820 nt
Organism: Grammomys surdaster
Lineage: Eukaryota; Metazoa; Chordata; Mammalia; Rodentia; Muridae
Product: zinc finger protein 764-like
Exons: 2
Coding region: 1-909 (302 amino acids)
Biological process (GO): regulation of transcription by RNA polymerase II
Cellular component (GO): nucleus
Molecular function (GO): RNA polymerase II cis-regulatory region sequence-specific DNA binding; DNA-binding transcription factor activity, RNA polymerase II-specific
Source: RefSeq, a predicted model, not a curated record